Messenger RNA from Solanum dulcamara, 527 nucleotides. RefSeq names its product protein LE25-like. Gene Ontology annotation, biological process: embryo development ending in seed dormancy. The coding region runs from base 87 to 344 and encodes 85 amino acids. Lineage: Eukaryota; Viridiplantae; Streptophyta; Magnoliopsida; Solanales; Solanaceae. The transcript has 2 exons. The record is from RefSeq and is a predicted model, not a curated record.
UUUCCACUUAGCAACAAAACAAAAUUACAAUUACUAACACUUUGGAGAAGAAGUGAGUUGAUUGAUUAGUGAAGAAAACAAGAAAAAUGCAGGCAGGAAAGGAUGCAGCAGCUGCAGCCAAGGCUGGCAUGGAGAAGACCAAAGCCAAUGUUCAAGAAAAGACAGAGAAGAUGACUACAAUUGAUCCGUUGAAGAAAGAGAUGGCGACGGAGAAGAAAGAGGACACGGUGGCGGCAGCAGAGAUGGACAAGAGAGCAGCAAAAGCACAGCAUGAACCUGGAAAACAUGGAGGAGCUACCACUGGCACUGGUUAUGGUACCACUGGCACUAAUACUACUUUUUAGAAGGAAAGAAAAAACAAGGAAGCUAGCUAUCUUAAGAUCUUGGUGUAUGUUUUUUUUUUUUUUUGGUUUUGUUGUUGGGGGAGGGAUGUGAUUUCACACUUUAGUGUGGGUGUUAGUUAUUACAUGAUGACACCAAAUUAAAUAAAUAAAAUGGUACUCUUCCUAUCUUUAGAUUAUAUCUAA